This is a messenger RNA of Harpia harpyja (harpy eagle), 1189 nucleotides long. It is a transcript of the gene PDCD6, whose product is annotated as programmed cell death 6. Gene Ontology annotation, molecular function: calcium ion binding. Lineage: Eukaryota; Metazoa; Chordata; Aves; Accipitriformes; Accipitridae. The record is from RefSeq and is a predicted model, not a curated record. Bases 183 to 743 code for a protein of 186 amino acids. The transcript has 6 exons.
GCCGCCGUCGCCACGGCAACGGGCGGGCGGCGCAGCGCCUCGCCUCUCGGGAUUCCCCGGGGCGGGGCCCCGUGCGCCUGCCCGCCUCGGCGACGUCAGCGGCCGCGCUGCGUCAGGCGGCCCGUGCCGGAAGCGCGGGGAGGAAGGCGCGAGCUGCCCGGCUGGCUCCGCGGAGGGGGGCCAUGGCGGCGGGGUAUCACUACAGGCCCAACGGCGGCGGCGGCGCCGCGCUGCCCGACCCCGCCUUCCUGUGGAACGUCUUCCAGAGGGUUGAUAAAGAUAGGAGUGGAAUAAUAUCUGAUAAUGAACUUCAGCAGGCAUUAUCCAAUGGCACCUGGACUCCAUUUAAUCCAGCAACAGUCAGGUCAAUUCUUGGCAUGUUUGACAGAGAAAACAAAGGUGGUGUGAACUUCAAUGAAUUCACAGGAGUCUGGAAGUACAUCUCAGACUGGCAGAAUGUCUUUCGAACAUAUGACAGAGACAAUUCUGGAAUGAUUGACAAAAAUGAACUAAAGCAAGCACUAACAGGUUUUGGUUACCGACUGUCUGAUCAAUUCUACGAUAUCCUUAUUCGGAAAUUUGACAGACAAGGAAGAGGACAAGUUGCUUUUGAUGACUUUAUUCAGUGCUGUGUUGUUUUACAGAGGUUGACUGAUGUGUUCCGACGAUACGAUACUGAUCAAGAUGGCUGGAUUCAGGUGUCCUAUGAGCAAUACCUUUCCAUGGUCUUCAGCAUUGUAUGACACAGAUAACUGGGAAUUGCACACUGGCAUUACACAGACUGGAGUUGCCAAAUCAUCCUGUACUGAAUAAGAUUAUUGGUGUAUUAUAAUGGAUAUAACUUCACAUUCUUAGAUUUUGUAUGUUGGUCAUCACCUUCAGAAUCUGCACUUGAGUUGGUUUUUAUUUUGUAUUACUGUACGAUACGACCAUCUCUGCUUACUGUAGUACAGAAAGCACAGAAUCUAGAGUUAACUGGUGCAAUGUCAAACUUAACCUUCUUCCACAUAUCCUGCAUGGGGAAAAAUGACUCUUUAGAAAUGCCAAAUUAAAAUAAUGCUUGUUAGUUUGUAAGAGAGUUGAAAGUCAGAAGUUGCACAACAUGUUUUGCAUGUGCCUUACUUUUAUAAGAGUUUAAUGUAUUAAUUUUUAAUACAGAAUUUAAAAUUAAGUAAAAAUAUCAGAUCAA